CAUUAAAUAAUUUAAAGAUAUUUUGUCAAUAGACAUAAGCAUAAAUGGAUUUAAAUAUUCUAGAUCUAAAUGAUGAUUGCAUCGCUUUUAUACUGAAAUGUCUGCCGAUUGACAAUCACAUGAACUUUGCCCAGGUUUGCCCGAGAUUUCGUUACAUUUGUCAGGACUAUCGAAUGUUGGUAUAUAAACGUCUGGAACUUGGAGAUACAACGGCUGAUGGAUUUAAGCAGGAAUUGCUCUUACUGCGCCAAAUAGCCCCACAUGUGAAGCAUUUGGUUGUAAACUUAAACAGGCACUUUGCAUGGAAUGAAAUUUUUAUGACAAAAGUCCUAAACGGGCUUAAAAGCAUGAUAAAUCUGGAGCGAGUAAUAUUGUGGAUAAAAGACAACGAGCCUUAUGAGACCCUUCAGCCAUUUAUUCAAACACUUGAACAUUUGUCAAAUAUGAAAGGCCUUGCAACCUAUCAAGAUACUAAAAUUGUUGAUAUUUUGUAUCAGUUUAGUGACUGCAAAAAGUUUCGAACGGAAUCCAAAAUGAGUAGAAGCCCGCUGAUAGAAUACAUGGAAUGCCAUACAAAGAUACGUCUAUUGACAUUUAACAAUGCUCCAAUUCACUCAACGUUAACCGAUCUUGUAAAGCACUCAACUUGCAUUAACGAACUCAGUUUUCGAAUGACACAAAGGCCUGAGGAGUACACUCCCCUUGCUGAGCUUCCAAAGUUACAGAAGCUACAGAUUUUUGGUAAUUGGCAAUCUCAUAUGGAUCAUCGCCCGGACUUAAUGCCUCUGGUUGCCGCUGUGUCCUCAAAGCUAUCACACCAGCUACGCAGUUUGACCAUCAAUGCACCAGGCUUAGGAUAUGCGGAAACUUUGCAAAUAAUACGCAUUAAGGGAUUACAAGUACUGGAUUGUAAUUUCAGCGAAUGUCAAUGUCUAGAAUUGUUGGUUCACCUUAAGGAACUUACACAUCUUCAUAUUCAUCUGCCGAGCUCCCAAAACUUUGAUAGACUCUUCUUGAAUUUAGUUGAAAAUUGUCAAAACCUUAAAGUCCUGACAAUAGACUCACCUAGUCUUAAUCGUAACGUUCUUCUCGAGGCAUUCAAUGUACUACAAAGGGGGAAAGACUCUAGAAAGACGCCAAAUAUAGUCAUGCUCGGUGAUAAGGCAAUAAAAUUAGAUCAAGAAACUAGAAAGUGCCUAACGAUUAACUGGUGACGUUUGCUUUUAUUCGUUCAUUAUAUGUACCUUUACAAUAUCAAGUAUAUUAAGUAAAAAUUAAGUAUAAUAUUUUAAAUCGUCUUUUUAUUCAGCAUAAUAAUGGAAUUUACAUAUUUUGAUCUUUAACAUACAAUAUAAGUAUUUAUAAUUUUAACAAACAAUACAACUUAAUGACUACCAUGAAUCCUUGCCCCAACGGCACAUGGAACUGGUCAAGCAAGACUAGAAGUCUUUAUGUAAUCAAUUAUCCGAAUCCAGUUCCAGCUAGUCAGGCAUGAAAGAGCAGCAUUACUAGCUCUAGCUUUAAGCUCUAAGAUAAGUAUUAAAAUAAGGAUUAUAAAAUGUAUAUUAUGUUAUUAUAGUAGGUAAUUUGGGUGUUUUUUUUUUUUGUUGGGAAAUGUGUCCGCUUUGUCGAUGGAUCAUAAUAGAAAGUCCACCUUA
Molecule: messenger RNA, 1658 nt
Organism: Drosophila innubila
Lineage: Eukaryota; Metazoa; Arthropoda; Insecta; Diptera; Drosophilidae
Exons: 3
Coding region: 45-1214 (389 amino acids)
Molecular function (GO): protein binding
Source: RefSeq, a predicted model, not a curated record